Messenger RNA from Cetraspora pellucida, 675 nucleotides. NCBI's taxonomy places the organism in Eukaryota, Fungi, Glomeromycota, Glomeromycetes, Diversisporales, Gigasporaceae. The record is from the annotation of a GenBank genome assembly.
AUGUCUCAACAGUUACCUCUCCAACCCGAACAAGAAUUACCAAAAGCUUAUAAAGCUAAUUUGAUUUUUGAUAAAAAUCAAGAUCUUAGUGAACAUGUAUUUAAAACUUGCUUGGACAAAAUUUGUAAAGAUGAUCCAAGAGAAAAAUCAAUCUUUUUGAUAAAACUUAAAGAAUUUUAUCAACUUAGAAGUGAUAUGAUGACUGAGAUAGAAUUUAAUUGUAAUUUAGUUUAUGAUAGAGAAGAUUCAAAUUAUAAAAGAGCCAAGAAUUGUAAAGAAAAGAUUUUACGUGGUCCUAAAUAUGGAGCACAACAAGAAUGUGAUUUUGUGAUUGAUGCAUAUUUUAAGCAUCUAUCAGAGCUUGAAUCAAGAGUUAAAGUGAAUAAAAGAAGACAAAAAUGCACUAAUUUCUAUUCAAAUAAAGAAUGCACUAAAUGUAAAAAUCAAUUAAUGGAACCUAAGGAUUUCGAUUCAGAAUCUCUUUCACAAGAGUCUCAAGUUUCAUUAUGUUCUACUAAUACAUAUUAUGAAACUGAUGCAGAUGAUUUUAUAGAGUGUGACAAGUUCACUUAUAUAAAAAACCAGAAUGGUAUUGUUCUAAAUAACAAAUUAUAUUUUAGUGAUAGCGAACUUAGAAUAGAUGAUUCUUCAAGUUCUAAAUGUAAUUUUCUUUAA